AUGCUAGCAUUGUACGCCGCGGUGCUCUUUUUCAUACCCGUGGCAAUUGCACAGGAAUGGCUGUCUGAUCCGCGCGCAAAUCUCCGCCCGAUUAAUAUUACCGGCUUACCGUAUUACAUUUAUCGCUGGACUGGCUCCUACUACAAUGGCUCAACGACGAUCCGCAUAGAGCCAAAGGAAUUCGAAGACGACACGGACAAGGACACAAGACUCACCCAGCCUAUUGAGAUAACCUAUGAGAAUUCUAUUCUUGCCAUUGUCAAGUCCAAUCGAUUCGUCAAGGACCAGAAUGAACUCACCUUCUCGCUGCGGUACUGGGACAAGCAACUCAACAUCACACCCGUGCACGAUGACGCAGAUGGGCCGAUUAACUCGAUCCGAAAUAUUGACUCUGUAGACAUGAACCGGUACUACCGACCAUCGGGUACGUUGCCGCCGUAUUGGCAGCUGGACAGCACGCACGGCUCCGGAACUUCAUACUCGUUCGGUGGCCAGCGCAACUCGACCGUGCUGCAGAGCCUCCGCUUCAACUGCUCCCAGUGCCUCUCCAGCAACGAGUUUGGCGGAUCCAUCGUCAACCCGCCGAAGCGCCGCGGCGCCGAUAAUCCGCUCAACGUCACCAGCUUCCCCUCGGUCAGCGGGCAGUUCAACAACCGGUCGGCCUCGCUGCGCAUCAGCGGCACCUUUGUCGGCGGCGACCGGCCGCCGGGCGAUGGGCGCAGCGAGGUGCACCUCGGCGGGCCGAUCACGAUCAGCUUCCUCGGGGAGCUCGACGAGCUCCGGUCGGACGUCCUGCUGCCGAGCAGAAACGGGACGCCGCUGUGGAACUCGACGCUGGGAUACAAGAGGCAGCUGUACGGGAACGCGGCGACGGCCAUGGCAUCGGCGAAGGGGGCAUUUUGCGCUUGCAUCGUGACUGCUUUGGUGGCUGCGUUUGGGAGUAUCAAUUUGUACAGCAUGAAUAUUACCGAUCGUGAACAAAAUGCAUUCUUGGCCUUGCUCAACGGACAAGCUGGACGUUACGAAGCUACGAAAAGAUACAUCAAGACGAUCAUCGAGAGCGGAAUCGAGCCGAGCGACGAGGAGCAAAAACUACUGAGCGUCGCGUACAGCAAGCUGCAGCAUGGCCUGCGCGCCUCCUGGCGGGCCAUGUCCGCCGUCGAGGAGGACCAGCGAGCCAGCAACGGCAAGCAUCUCGGACUGAUCGAGGAAGCGCGCAGGGGCGUCGAGGCAGAGCUCGAGGAGCUGUGCGAUGAGGUGAUUGAUCUCGUGGACAAGCACAUCUACCCGAGCGCCACCACGGAUGAAACACUCCUCUUUUGCCUGAAAAUGUUUGACAUUUACUUGACAAAUGCAAAGGGGCCCCCUCAGAACGCUAAUUUCUGUGACAGGAGAGGUGACUACAAUCGGUAUAGUGCGGAGUGCACGUCCGAGGAGAAGCGCAUCGUGCGGACAGAGCUGGCCGCCUCGGCUUACGGCAUCCGCUUCGAUGCGGGAAGCUCGCUGCGGAUGAGCAUCAUAGUCAACGCAGCCGUCUUCUACUACGACAUCAUGGGCAUGCACGAGGGCGCGAUCGAGCUGACGGAGACCGAGCUGAGUAAGGCGGCGGAGGCGCUGGGCAAUUCGGUUGGCGAGGACAUCAAGGCGAUCAUGGGCCUCCUCCAGGCCAACUUGCGGCUAUGGAGGGCGGACCAGAGUCGAUGA
Molecule: messenger RNA, 1704 nt
Organism: Cordyceps fumosorosea ARSEF 2679
Lineage: Eukaryota; Fungi; Ascomycota; Sordariomycetes; Hypocreales; Cordycipitaceae
Product: 14-3-3 domain protein
Exons: 7
Coding region: 1-1704 (567 amino acids)
Biological process (GO): signal transduction
Cellular component (GO): cytoplasm
Source: RefSeq, a predicted model, not a curated record